AUGCUCAGAUCGAGCAAGGUAAGUAUUGGUGCGAAGAGCAGUAAUGAAGACAUGUGUGUAAAGGUGGACAACAAUUUUACCGCUAAUGAGGCAGAAUAUGUUCAUAGCUCCGUUUCUGAUGAGGUUGGGUCAAAGAGAAAGGAAGCAAACAGCGACUUGAAGGGGGGUGAUGAUCAUAAGGCUGAGACUGAGAAUAAGGAACAUGAUUAUAUUCUAGAAUCUAUGGAUGUCGGGGACAUAAACAACACUGAAAUAGUGAUAUAUAUUGAACCCGAACUGAAUGAAGACAUUGUUAUCAAACCUUUAGAUGAUUUUCCGAAGAGCUUGAGGGAUACGAGCCAGGCGAUCCAGAUAAUGAAGUCAACCGAUUAUCCAAUAGGGAAAUCAAGGAUGUAA
Molecule: messenger RNA, 396 nt
Organism: Sphaeroforma arctica JP610
Lineage: Eukaryota; Ichthyosporea; Ichthyophonida
Exons: 1
Coding region: 1-396 (131 amino acids)
Source: RefSeq, a predicted model, not a curated record